AUGGCGCAGCCUUACAAAAAGCCUCAGAGAUAUGUUCCUGGUCCCAACGACCCACUUCUACCCCCUCAACUUUCGGAAUUCCAGAACAAAACCACAGAUGAAGUGCUGGAAGAAUUGAAUAGAAUGCCAUUCUUUAUGACCAAACUAGAUGAUACAGACGGUGAUGGUGGUGAAAAUCAAGAGCUUGAGGCUUUAAAAGCAUUGGCCUAUGAGGGUGAGCCGCACGAGAUUGCUGGAAAUUUCAAGAAUCAGGGAAAUGAUCUGUACAAGGCUAAGCGGUUUAAAGAUGCUCGUGAAUUGUAUAACAAGGGAAUUGAGAUCAAAUGCGAUGAUACCAGCAUAAAUGAAUCAUUGUACGCAAAUCGUGCUGCAUGCGAAUUGGAGAUCAAAAAUUAUAGAAGAUGUUUGAAUGACUGUAAAACUGCAUUGCAAUACAAUCCAAAAAAUUUAAAAUGCUAUUAUCGUAUGGGCAAAGCCUUUUUAGCCCUUGAGUUACUGGAAGAAGCACAAAAAUCUGUCGAAUUUGGACUACAAGUCGAUUCGAGUAACAAGCCUCUGCAAAGUUUGCUUGAUAUCGUUUUAAAGAAACAAGAGGCAAAGAAAGAGCAAAAUUCUAAGAAAGAACAGGAAAAACAGAUCCGUGAAGGUAUGCAAAUAAUUUUAGAGAAUGCAAUGAAAUUGAGGAAAAUUAUAAACGUGAAAAGCAAUGAAUCUCCCGAGAUUGUACGAGAUGCCAAAGUGUCGUUGGAAGACCCGGUCGAUUGCGAGUCGCAGUUGAUUUUCCCCGCACUGGUACUAUACCCUACGACUGAUGAGUUCGAUUUCGUGGCACAGGUGAGUGAAUUGACGACUGUACACGAACUUGUGUCACUUAUCAUGGAAAGGCCAGAAGAGUGGUUCCAACGGCCCGGUCAUGAGAAUUUCUCUGCCAAAUCGCUUGUCGCCUACAUGGAGACUGAAGCUGGUGGAUUGGUCAAAGUUGGCAAAAAAAUGGUUUUGCAUGAUAUCUUAAAGAUGGAAAAACCUAGGAUCCCAAUAUUCGAUGGUGCUUUAAAAGUUUACCUUGUACCUAAAGCAGAGAGUGAAGGAUGGCUGAGUAAAUGGGACAGGUCCAAGGCAAUGGAGAGGAGAUCUUUUGUUUAA
Messenger RNA from Torulaspora delbrueckii, 1143 nucleotides. It is a transcript of the gene CNS1, whose product is annotated as HSP70/90 family co-chaperone CNS1. The record is from RefSeq and is a predicted model, not a curated record. Gene Ontology annotation, biological process: protein folding. Lineage: Eukaryota; Fungi; Ascomycota; Saccharomycetes; Saccharomycetales; Saccharomycetaceae. The transcript has a single exon. Gene Ontology annotation, molecular function: Hsp90 protein binding. Bases 1 to 1143 code for a protein of 380 amino acids.